This is a messenger RNA of Phycomyces blakesleeanus NRRL 1555(-), 1281 nucleotides long. RefSeq lists its product as hypothetical. Lineage: Eukaryota; Fungi; Mucoromycota; Mucoromycetes; Mucorales; Phycomycetaceae. The transcript has 7 exons. Gene Ontology annotation, biological process: protein phosphorylation. The record is from RefSeq and is a predicted model, not a curated record. Gene Ontology annotation, cellular component: nucleus; cytoplasm; plasma membrane. Gene Ontology annotation, molecular function: ATP binding; protein serine/threonine kinase activity. The annotation marks the transcript as partial.
CCACCUUCAGCCUCGCUUGGCCUUCGGAGGGUGAUGUCUGAGCCAGACACAAAUACAUAUUUUGGCACUAAUACAUCGCCUCAGGCAAGCAACUCGACCAAAAGCUCAAUAAAGUCUUAUCCGAGUCCAUCGACAAGUGCAGACCCUAUUCGAUCUUCAUAUUCAGUUCAAAAAGAGGAUGCUAAAGUUGGACCUGAUAGUUUUAUCAAGCUCAGAUUAUUAGGCCGAGGCAAUGUUGGUCGUGUGUACCUUGUAAAACAAAAGGAAACCGAUAAGCUUUAUGCCCUGAAGGUAUUGUCAAAAAAGGAAAUGAUCAACCGUAACAAGAUCAAACGAGCAAUGGCCGAGCAGGCCAUUUUAUCUACUGCAAACCACCCCUUCAUUGUACCACUUUAUCAUUCGUUCCAAAGUAAUGAUCACUUGUACCUAUGCCUUGAAUUUUGUGUAGGAGGUGAAUUUUUUAGAGCUUUGCAACAACGACCAGGACGUGUUCUUGAAGAACAUGAAGCAAGAUUUUAUGCAGCAGAAGUUGUGGCUGCAUUAGAAUACCUUCAUCUUAUGGGAAUCGUGUUUCGUGAUCUCAAACCAGAAAACAUUCUCUUACACGAGUCUGGACAUUUGAUGCUCUCAGAUUUUGAUCUGUCUAUCCAAGCACCGGCAGCGGGUCCACCGACGAUGGUCAAGCCUAGUUCCCCAUUCUUUCAACAACCAAUGUUGGACACUAGAUCUUGUACAAAUCUAAGGACCAAUUCAUUCGUCGGAACAGAGGAAUAUCUGGCUCCUGAGGUGAUAAGAGGGAAUGGACACUCUAGCACAGUUGAUUGGUGGACAUUAGGUAUUCUUCUUUAUGAAAUGCUGUUUAGCUUUACUCCUUUUAAGGGUGCCACUCGUAACGACACUUUCGAAUUGAUCCUAAAACGCAACGUUGAAUUCCCGGACUUGACUUCUAAUCCUUACCGAACCAGCCCUGGAAUUUCAAGCCAAUGUAAGGCAUGUAUUCGAAAACUCUUGAACAAAAACGACAAAAAGAGACUUGGGGCUCGUGCAGGCGCGAGUGAAGUCAAAUCCCAUGCGUUCUUUAAGCCAGUAAACUUUGCGCUCUUGCGACAUAUGCGGCCGCCAAUUGUACCAUCCAAAUCCAACGCUGUAGACGCAGUUCAUUUCAAGGCAUUAAAGGAGAGCGUUAGUCUUGAUCUAGAAGACAGCAGGAGUCAAUCAGGAAAUGAAGAGGCAGGACCAGUCACAGACUCCCAAUCGGAUCCAUUUGAGUAUUUUAAUUCU